GACGCCAGCCAGUGGAGGCGGGGUUGCGGGAGGAGAGUCCGCUCUGCGCAAUCCAGUCCGGGACUUGGCUCCGCCCUGGAGCGGCGGCCUCUCGGGUGACAGAGGAGUAGUGAGCGGCAAGGGGUGAGGCUGCAGCCAACUCCGCUCCUCGCGCACUCGGCUGCCGAGGCGCUCGGGACGCAGCAGCGGCGCUUCUCCGUGGGGCCCACAGCCCGCAAUGCCCGCUUAGGAGAGGCGGCAGCGACCAGCGUCGCCACACCCGCGGCAGAGCGCUCGCGGUCGCGAAGCGGGGCUAUAGCUUGCACCCCUGCCCCAGCCCCCACCCUACCCCCCACCCUGAAAUGACCUGUUAAUCGGCGGAGACACCACCGAAGGGACUCGCCGGAGUGGAAUCCAAGUGGAAUUUGGAUUUGGAGAAGAGUUUCUUGAACAUUUACUCCUUUCUUGUUGGUUUUUUUCUUUCUUUUUUCCUUUCCCCUUCUCCGCCUGUCAUUGGAGAUGAACACAGCGCGUCUGCAUCCCAGAAAGUAGUCGUCGCGACUGUUACCCCCAAAGAGACAAGCACACAUGUAGGAAUGACAAAGGCUUGCGAAGGAGAGAGCGCAGCUCGAAGCCCGGAGAGACUCCCUCGAUAAUGGAUUACUAAAUGGGAUACACGCUAUACCAGCCCUCUCCGAGCCCCGGCCGCCUGCCCGUCGAUGCACCGAAAAGGGUGAAGUAGAGAAAUAAGGUCCCCCCGCUGAACUACUAUGAGGUCAGAAGCCUUGCUGCUAUAUUUCACACUGCUACACUUCGCUGGGGCUGGCUUCCCAGAAGAUUCUGAGCCAAUCAGUAUUUCGCAUGGCAACUAUACAAAACAGUAUCCGGUGUUUGUGGGCCACAAGCCAGGACGGAACACCACGCAGAGGCACAGGCUGGACAUCCAGAUGAUUCUGAUCAUGAACAGAACCCUCUACAUUGCUGCUCGGGACCAUAUUUAUACUGUUGAUAUAGACACCUCACACACAGAAGAAAUUUACUGUAGCAAAAAACUGACAUGGAAAUCUAGACAGGCUGAUGUAGACACAUGCAGAAUGAAGGGAAAACAUAAGGAUGAGUGUCACAACUUUAUUAAGGUUCUUCUCAAGAAAAAUGAUGAUACCUUGUUUGUCUGUGGAACUAAUGCCUUCAACCCCUCCUGCAGAAACUAUAAGAUGGAUACUUUGGAACCUUUCGGGGAUGAAUUUAGUGGAAUGGCCAGAUGCCCUUAUGAUGCCAAACAUGCCAACAUUGCACUGUUUGCAGAUGGAAAACUGUACUCGGCCACAGUGACUGACUUCCUUGCCAUUGAUGCAGUCAUUUACCGGAGUCUUGGAGACAGCCCAACCCUACGGACUGUCAAGCAUGAUUCAAAAUGGCUGAAAGAACCGUACUUUGUCCAAGCGGUGGAUUAUGGAGACUACAUCUACUUCUUCUUUAGGGAAAUAGCGGUGGAAUACAACACGAUGGGAAAGGUAGUUUUCCCAAGAGUGGCCCAGGUUUGUAAGAAUGACAUGGGAGGGUCUCAGAGAGUUCUGGAGAAACAGUGGACAUCCUUCCUUAAGGCUCGCCUGAACUGCUCCGUUCCUGGAGACUCUCACUUUUAUUUCAACAUACUGCAGGCAGUCACAGACGUGAUUCGGAUUAAUGGCCGUGACGUUGUCCUGGCAACCUUUUCCACACCUUAUAACAGCAUCCCGGGAUCUGCGGUCUGUGCCUAUGACAUGCUUGAUAUUGCCAACGUUUUCACUGGGAGGUUCAAAGAGCAGAAGUCUCCAGACUCCACGUGGACGCCGGUUCCUGAUGAACGAGUGCCUAAGCCCAGGCCAGGCUGCUGCGCUGGCUCAUCCUCCUUAGAAAGAUACGCAACCUCCAAUGAAUUUCCUGAUGAUACCCUGAAUUUCAUCAAAACGCACCCGCUCAUGGAUGAGGCUGUGCCUUCCAUCAUCAACAGGCCAUGGUUCCUGAGGACGAUGGUCAGAUACCGCCUGACCAAAAUUGCAGUGGACACCGCUGCCGGGCCGUAUCAGAAUCACACUGUGGUUUUCCUCGGAUCUGAGAAGGGAAUCAUCCUCAAGUUCUUGGCCAGGAUAGGAAACAGUGGUUUCCUAAAUGACAGCCUUUUCCUGGAGGAGAUGAGCGUUUACAACCCUGAAAAGUGCAGCUAUGACGGAGUAGAAGACAAGAGGAUUGUGGGCAUGCAGCUGGACAAGGCCAGCAGCUCUCUGUAUGUUGCGUUCUCCACUUGUGUGAUAAAGGUCCCUCUUGGCCGGUGUGAACGACAUGGCAAGUGUAAAAAGACGUGCAUCGCCUCCAGAGACCCGUACUGCGGGUGGGUGAAGGAAGGAGGGGCCUGCGCCCACCUGUCACCCGGCAGCAGACUGACUUUUGAACAGGACGUAGAGCGUGGCAACACGGACGGCCUGGGAGACUGUCACAAUUCCUUCGUGGCACUGAAUGACAUUUCAACUCCUCUACCAGAUCAUGAAAUGUCUUACAACACAGUACAUGGGCACUCCAGUUCCCUCUUGCCCAGCACCACUGCAUCCGAUUCGGCGGCUCAAGAGGGUUAUGAGUCUAGGGGAGGAAUGCUGGACUGGAAGGAUCUGCUCAAUUCACCUGACAGCACAGACUCUUUGGGGGCAGUGUCUUCCCAUAACCACCAAGACAAGAAGGGAGUGAUUCGGGAAAGUUACCUCAAAGGCCAUGACCAGCUCGUCCCUGUCACCCUCCUGGCCAUUGCGGUCAUUCUGGCUUUCGUCAUGGGGGCCGUCUUCUCGGGCAUCAUCGUCUACUGCGUCUGCGAUCACCGGCGCAAAGACGUGGCCUCCGUGCAGCGCAAGGAGAAGGAGCUCAGCCACUCGCGCCGCGGCUCCAUGAGCAGCGUCACCAAGCUCAGCGGCCUCUUUGGGGACACCCAGUCCAAAGACCCGAAGCCGGAAGCCAUCCUCACGCCACUCAUGCACAAUGGCAAGCUCGCCACUCCCAGCAACACGGCCAAGAUGCUCAUCAAGGCCGACCAGCACCACCUGGACCUGGCCGCCCUGCCCACCCCAGAGUCCACCCCAACGCUGCAGCACAAGCGCAAGCCCAGCCGCGGCAGCCGCGAGUGGGAAAGGAACCAGAACCUCAUCAACGCCUGCACCAAGGACAUGCCCCCCAUGGGCUCCCCGGUGAUCCCCACGGACCUGCCCCUGCGGGCCUCCCCCAGCCACAUCCCCAGCGUCGUGGUGCUGCCGAUCACGCAGCAGGGCUACCAGCAUGAGUACGUGGACCAGCCCAAAAUGAGCGAGGUGGCCCAGAUGGCGCUGGAGGACCAGGCGGCCACCCUGGAGUAUAAGACCAUCAAGGAACAUCUCAGCAGCAAGAGUCCCAACCAUGGGGUGAACCUGGUAGAGAACCUGGACAGCCUGCCCCCCAAAGUCCCCCAGCGGGAGGCCUCCCUGGGCCCUCCCGGAGCCUCCCUGUCUCAGAACGGCCUGAGCAAGCGCCUGGAGAUGCACCACUCCUCGUCCUACGGGCUUGACUAUAAGAGGAGCUACCCCACGAACUCGCUCACGAGAAGCCACCAGGCCGCCACGCUCAAAAGAAACAAUACUAACUCCUCCAAUUCUUCCCAUCUCUCCAGAAACCAGAGCUUUGGCCGGGGAGACAACCCGCCCCCCGCCCCGCAGAGGGUGGACUCCAUCCAGGUGCACAGCUCCCAGCCCUCGGGCCAGGCCGUGACUGUUUCGAGGCAGCCCAGCCUCAACGCCUACAACUCACUGACGAGGGCGGGGCUGAAGCGCACACCCUCCCUAAAGCCGGACGUGCCCCCCAAACCCUCCUUUGCCCCCCUUUCCACAUCCAUGAAGCCCAAUGAUGCGUGUACAUAAUCCCAGGGGGAGGGGUCAGGUGUCGAACCAGCAGGAAAGGCGAGGCGCCCGCUCAGCUCGGCGAGGUUCUCGGCUGCUGAGUACCCACCCGACCAGGACGGCCGCGGCGGCGCCCGGGACGCUGGGUCCUCCCCUGCGACGCUGGCGGGGGGGCCUCUGGAGAAUUGGGCCAUGCGGUUCGGUGAAGGUUCGCGACGCGGGACUCACCUCCAUCCUCUUCCUUCACUCUCCCCCACACUCCACAACAGGUCGGACUCACGAAAGACUUCAGUCAGCAUCACAAACAUGAGCCAAAAGCACAUACCCACCCACCCCCUCCCACAUGUGCGCCUGCGCGCCCGCGUGCACGCACGCAUACACCACGCACGCGCACACACGUACACGUACACGUACACGUACACACACGUGAACAGCAAGUGCAACAUUUUGUCCGGGACUGCACGGGGCGCCGCCCAGCGGGGCUAGCGUCCCAACCUGCAAAACACAAAUACAUUUUUAAAAAUCAUGAAACUUAAAAAGACAAAAAAAAAGAAUUCAUUGAUAAUUCUAACUCAGACUUUAACAAUGGCAGAAGUUUACUAUGCGCAGAUACUGUGAAAUGCCCACCAGUGUUACAGCUUUCUGUUAUAGCAGAUGAAUGCCAUGUUGGGCGACUAUGCCAUAGAUUUCUGCUCCUCUCUUUUUAAUGAAAUAACGUGACCGUUAACGCAAGUAACUCUUUAUUUAUUGUUCACCCUUUUUUUUUCCUUAAGGAAAGGACUCUGCCACAUACCAUCCUCUGAACAGCUCUUCAGAAAGCCCCUUGACAGUUAAAACUAUUUAACGUGAAAUCCAUUAACUGGAAUAAUUGAGUUUCUUUAUUUUUACAAUAAAUUCACUGAGUAAAUAAGUU
Vicugna pacos (alpaca) is the source of this 4785-nucleotide messenger RNA. It is a transcript of the gene SEMA6A, whose product is annotated as semaphorin 6A. Gene Ontology annotation, biological process: axon guidance; semaphorin-plexin signaling pathway; positive regulation of neuron migration. The record is from RefSeq and is a predicted model, not a curated record. Gene Ontology annotation, molecular function: chemorepellent activity; semaphorin receptor binding. Gene Ontology annotation, cellular component: plasma membrane. NCBI's taxonomy places the organism in Eukaryota, Metazoa, Chordata, Mammalia, Artiodactyla, Camelidae.